Messenger RNA from Malassezia japonica, 2079 nucleotides. It is a transcript of the gene PRP21, whose product is annotated as SF3a splicing factor complex subunit. Gene Ontology annotation, biological process: mRNA cis splicing, via spliceosome; regulation of alternative mRNA splicing, via spliceosome. Gene Ontology annotation, cellular component: catalytic step 2 spliceosome; U2 snRNP; U2-type prespliceosome. The record is from RefSeq and is a predicted model, not a curated record. Lineage: Eukaryota; Fungi; Basidiomycota; Malasseziomycetes; Malasseziales; Malasseziaceae. The transcript has a single exon. Gene Ontology annotation, molecular function: RNA binding. The coding region runs from base 1 to 2079 and encodes 692 amino acids.
AUGCCGCUGGAUCUGCCGCCGCCGGCGCACGGCACGUCGACGGAGCUGGUCAUGCUCCCGAAGGAGGACAAGCAAGAGAGCAGGUUCGCGUCCUCCGACAUGAUCUAUCCCCCGCCGGAUCUGCGCGUGAUUGUUGACAAAACGGCGGCGUUCGUCGCGCGCGUCGGGCCCCACUUUGAGGCGCGCAUUCGCGAGCAGGAGCGCGGCAACCCCAAGUUUGCGUUUGUGAACCAGGAUGACCCGUACUAUGCAUACUAUCGCCAGCAGGUUGAUGUGGCAAAGAACGGCGGCGAAAACACGCCGAUGAGCGCCGGCGGAAAUGCAGCGGCGGAAAUCGACGCGGCCGUGCAGGCCGACCGCCGGACGACGACCGCAGACACGGCAGUGCCGGACGAGCCGCCGCCCCACGAGUUUGCCAUCGAGUUUCCGGGCGUACCGGCCGUGGACCUCGACGUGCUCAAGCUCACCGCACUGUUUACCGCCCGCAAGGGGCCAGCCUUUGCGACGGGACUCCUCGCACGCGAGUCGCGGUCCUACCAGUUUGAGUUUCUGCGGCCUGCGCACCCGCUCUUUUCCUACUUUAAUCUGCUGGUCGAGCAGUACCGCCGCGUGAUGCAUCCGUCGGCGACGCUCCUCGAAAAGGUCCAGUCGGGCUCCCAGGGGACGGGACUGCCUGUGCAGGGCGCGGGCCACGGCGGGCCGCGGACGCGCCUGCUCGAGGGCAUCCGCAAGCGCGCGGCGUGGGCCAAGUGGCACGCGGACCGCGAACGCGAAAUGGUGUACGAGGAGAAGCGCAUGUCGAGUCUGUUUAACGAGAUCGACUGGCAGGACUUUAUUGUCGUCGGCGUCGUCGAGAUCACAGAUGCAGACGAGCGCUCGGAGCUGCCGCCAGCACGCUCGCGCCGCGAGCUCCAGAACGUCGCGAUCGCACAGCAGCGUAUGGCGGCGAUGGUGCAGGAGCAGCCGGCCCAGGCGUGGGAUCAGGAGGCGUACGAGUCGGCAGCGCUCAAUGUGCUGGGCGUGAAGGAGAAGGAAGAAGAACAAGAGGAGGAGGACGAAGAGGAGGGCGAAGAGGAGGAGGCGCCUGCCCCGGCCUCUGCCCCAGCCCCUGCGCCAACGCCUGCCGAGGCCCCGCAAGCCCCAGCCGAGGCCCCCGCGCCGUCCGGCCCCUCCAGCACGGUCCUGCCUACUCCCCAGGGCCCGAUCAAGAUCCGCCGCGACUACAAGCGCGAGAUGCGCACCCAAAAAGCGCCUGUGCAGACGACCAUCUGCCCGGUGUGUGGCGAUUCGGUUCCUGUGGACUCGAUGAGCGAGCACGUCCGAGUCGAGCUGCUGAAUCCCAAGUUCCGCGAAGAGCGCCAGAAGCUCGAGCAGCGCAAGCAAGAGCAGGCGAGUCUUGCGGAGGGCGCGGACCCCAGCCGCUUCCUCAAGCAGUUCGCCGGCGCACGUACCGAUAUCUUUGGCGGCCAUUCCGACGAGGCCGCGCAGGCGCAGCGCGAAGCCCAAGCGCAGCAGCUCGCGAAAGAGAAAGCGAAGCUCGUCUGGGACGGCCACGCGAACAGUGCGACCUCUACACAAGAUGCGCUGCAGCGCAAUGCGUCGAUCGACGAGCGCAUUGCCAAGAUGCAGCCCGCCGCGCCUGCCGCGCCGACAGCCGGCCCCCAGAAGCCGACGGUGCCCGCAAAGCGCGCGGCCGACACCGACGCGGGCCCCAAGGCGCAGGCGCCGCGUCUGGACGCUGCUCCUCAAUAUAUCCCCCGCAAGGACGAUGGCUCUUUGUACUCCGAGUCCGAGUGGCUGUCCAUGUACCCCUACCCCGUGAUGGUGCAGGUGCGCCUUCCCAACGCGCCGCAGAUCUCGCCCAAGUGCGACGGUCGUAUGCUGCGUCUCGGCGCGCUGCCGCUGAGCACGACCAUCGGCAGCAUCCGCGACCGCGUGCUGGUCGACCCCCUCGAGCGCACGGUUGGUGGAAGUAAGCUGAAAUUGUGGAUCGCCGGAAAGCCGGCGACCCUGCGGCAGACCCUGGCCUUUUGGAACUUUGCCAACGGCGACACAAUCGACAUGUCUCUAGGAAAAUAG